AAAGAAGGCUCUGUAGGAAAUGGAUUCUACAUCGCAGGCGACACGUUUACUGAAUUGAAAACAUGACAGGCCUACACGACAGAUCUACGUUAUUCUGGGCAAAGGUGGUGGCAUUCGUGUAAAAUCGUUGGCAACAAUGGUGGACACCUAUCGACAUAAUACCUUAUUUACAUGAAACAGGAUGAAUAUAUUAUUUUAUAUCUCUGUUGGUUGUUCGAUAUUCCUCUGUCAAUAUCAUCAACCAGACGCGACAUCAACUAUAUCCUACAACAUAUAAGGGCACAAAGUCAUUCGCUUUUUCCCUUGAGACCAGGUGAAUCUGUGCGAUUAUUAAUCGUUUGUUGAAAGAGAAAGCGUGAUUUAAGACCCACUCCCACAUCAUCUUCCACCUGCACACCUCUACACACAAUAAGAAAAUGACUCAUCUAGUUUUGAAAUAGCGUCUUCUUGAACGUGAUGGUCAUCUACAAAGUGAAAGUUUUUUUUUAAUAAAGCGAUCUUCAUUUCCUGGUGGAUGCUGAAUAAGAAUUUCCGGACAUUGCUGCAACUCAGACAGAUAUGAACAGCGGAAGAACCGACAAACAACACCACUAUCUAGGUUUGUGGAAUUCUAUGCCUAUAUUGCUCCUAUUCUGUCUUCAAGAAAAUCUUUUUAAAGCAGCUGUCAUUAUAUCAUCAUCGUCGUCUUGGCCUUAAACUAUACUCACGUGAUUGAGACAGAGACUUGGAUCGUUGAUUUUCCAGCGAGAACAAUCUUCGCGAAAAAUUACUUCGCUCCUUGAAGACAAAUAGAACCGGAACAUUAACCUAGCAGCACAUGAUACAGUUUGCAAAAACAUAACUGGUCCUAUUUCGAUAUACUAGGAAAUUAUAUAAUCCUUUGUGGAAUUAUCUGCGGAGGGCCUUUCCACAGGAACGCCUGACAUGUCGGAAGACGGAUAUAAUAUAUGAAUAUACGUAAUUGUAAGGAGGUAAUUACAUUCUCUUCAGCAAUAUUUAUGUUAUUCUACCAUUGAAUUUGCUGGGCUACGUUAAAUGCUCACAAUUACUUCCUUCUUCUGGUGGUAAUCUAAUCCCUUUAUGACGUCAUUUAGUUCCAACCGGGAAUCAGCAUGAAGAGCUAGUUCGUGAUUACUUUCUGAGGCCGUAAAACAAAGUGGGAGUUAUGGCGAGGUCUGGCCAUGAAGAGGAAGUCUUCUUUUCCGCUUGUUUAUCCCCAUCCGAUUGUUACGUCACAAUGGCCCCAAUCAGUGGAACUUCCGAGUCGUCUGAAAAUCAUACUCCGGCGACGGAGAAAUCGGAGGAGCGACCGGCAAUCCGACCGUUGCCUGCCCAACGUCGCCGACGAAUCAGUCACCCAAAUAGACACAUAUCGUCUCGUUUUUCCCGCGUCAUGUCGCCAACACGUGAACUGGUAUCCGAUCGGGUAGAGUCAACCUACGACAACCUUGAUCUUUUAACCGAACCGAAGCCGCAACCGCAAUCGCAAUACGAAUCACCACCUUUAAGGAUACCGGAUCCUCGGAGGGCCGUGGAGAGUCAGUAUGAAAAUGUAGUCCUGAGACCGCCCCGGUUAUCACCGAGGCUGCCACCGCGAGCAAGCCACGCGGUCCUCACUCAACAUGUUACUCCACAGCCAGCCUUACCAAUCCGAACUCAGGUUAAAGAACUGCAUAAACUACAGCCGCAGAAAGACAGACGAUAUUCGAAAAAUGUAAGCUCGGACAUCCAACAGCAGUUGGAAGGUGUCGUAAUGCGGCGCAAGGAUCCAAUUUCAAGAAAUCCUCAGGGUCCACGGAAAAUAACCGCUCACGCGAGUCACCUCUUUGCCUCGGAUCCGGUUUUUCCGGGUUUCAAGAAAACCGGUGCGAUUGACUUCGACGCGCGGAUCUACCGUUGCAAUGAGAUCUCAAGAGAAAACAUAGGAAAACAGAGCCUGGUUAUGGGAGAAGAAAAUUUCGCGUGCGCCUACGUCAACCAUCUUGGUGGAUACCUGAAACUCAUGCGCCUUCAAGCGACUCUGUUCAUUCCUCCCCAUGCAAUACUCGGAGAUCCGGAACCGGUUGUACUCUACUUCAUGGCGAAGACGAAUCAGGUCGGAUACUCGCCGCUUGUCGGAUGCUUACAGCCGGAUCAGUUCCUUGUGAGUCCGAUAAUGUACAUCGGUAAACCGGGCUUCAAGUACAGCACAGUCGAUGUCGUUUUAUCGUUUCCCAUGGACGAGUCACACAGUACGGCGAGUUUUUUCAGUGUUCUCACCGUGAAAUCAUUUGAUACUGCUUUUUCAUCCGAGAAUUCAAAAUGGCGGAUUCUAGCUCCCGGUCACGACUACUUCUUCACUGUCUGCGGUGGGCGUGGCGUUCUCAUGGUCUCUCAGUCCGCCUUCUACGUCAUCAGGGCGACCAAAGCAGCUCCGGAGUAUCAGAAUCUCGCGAUACCUCGCGAUACUUCGAAAAGAAAGAUUCGAGUAGCUCUUUUCGGUAGAUCUCUGCCGGAAUCUAACCGAGCAAAACUCCAUGUCGUGUUCUGCAAGGAUUGUGAUCAAGAGGUAGAGAGAGUAAUCGAAUCAGAGAAGCGAGACUCAUUCCGUAAGCUAGACCACGUGAGGGCGCUGUCCAUCCAGACGUCUUCGGGUCAACCUAUCUGGGUGUCAUUCUGUCAGUUGAAGAACACAUCUUGGAUUCUCCAGACUAGUUCAACCGCGAAAUUCACACCGGACGAGCUGUUUAACUACGCCGAUCCGUAUCCACCCUCUGUGACCUUUGCCCUGUCAAAUCCGACCACCAACCUCAUGUCCGCCGAUGCGUUCGUCCAGUGCAUGGUUGUCGUCCACGAGGGAUCCUCAGCAAACUACCAGGAUGCUGACGUCACCACUUUUGUUCAGCUGGUGGGUGACGUCACCGUGGCAAAGAGUGGCCAGUUCCAAAGUCAAUCACUUGGACGGGCAUCUGCAAAACGUUUACCAAUGCUGACUGUACCUCAAACUGUGGUUACCCCGCCCUCUAGUGAUGGAUCCGGUCAAACAUCCAUCUCAUCACAUUCCUCCCAGAUAUCAUCAGAUUGCACCUCCGUGUCGCCGCAACCUGUUCCGGAUGUCGACCGGAAGUCGGUGGUGCUGUUGAACUCGUAUGACGCACAGUCCGACACGUCGAAAGCCCGCUUUGAAGAUAUCUACGUGUCCUACAAAGCUCUCGCCGAACUCUGCUUGAUGCUGCAAGCUUCAAUGACUGGAUCCAGCGAAAAAGACUGGAUGACUUUCGCAACCAAGAUUGGUCUAUCAAUGGAACAGGUUGACAGGAUGUCCGACCGUUACAACUUCCAGUCCCCACUUUCCAUCAUCCACCUCUUCUUCGGCACCUGCCCGGCGGCGACGUCCUGUUGUCCAUCGACGUCUCCCCGUGAGAAAGCUCGAGCACUCCUCGUACGCCUCAUCUCUGUCUUCCAGGAAAUGAAACGAGACGACCUGACCCACGUUGUUCGGCGCGAGCUGACGCGCAUCGACCAGGAAAUCGACCGAUACAGCAAGUUUCUCUUCGAAGGCGGCCAAUUUGAGAUUAGAACAAACGUGGGUGGCGCUGUUACCACAAACCGGACACGUCCGCGACACUCGUUCAGCGACGGGGAUGUCACCGUUUUGACACCCUCGGCAGAGAGCUUUAAAGGGAGGCUAAAUGACAUUGUCUGCUGGUUCAAGAGUAAAUCAUCUGAUGUCUUCAAAUUCACUGGAAGUAGUAAGGAAACGACUGCGGAACAGAUCUACGAAGUCCCGAGGUCGAAUUUCAGCGUGUUUGAAGACGGGAACACGUACGAAGCACUCGUACCUCUCAAAGGGCGGAAAAACUCGAACAGCGAUAAGAGGAAAGAAAAGGCAAAACAAAAUGAAUAUAAUUAAAAACAGCAAGUAGAGGGUAACGAUCUGCAUUACAAGCUUCUCUUGUUCGAAGCAUAAUCGAUAUUUUACUCACUUAAUCACAACCGAAUUAUGAAAAAUGACCGUGUGAGACAUAGAUUAUACUGCAAUCUUCCUGAAGACGGACUUGAAUAUUUGCAAAAUGCGUUGCUUAGGUUAUUCAUAUGAAUUUGAUGACUUGCAGAGAACAUAGACGAUGGUGAUUGUAUUGUUGUUAUUGUGUAUUGUAGGAAUCAAGGGAAGUCAGCAGUGGCGAACACUACUGAAUCUGACAAGAAGAUAGAUUUUGAAAUAAAUCAUAUGAAAGCAAACUGUCCUAUGGCAGAAAACAUGGAGACUGAGGGAAGGGGCUUCUUGGGUCUAGCCGCAUGCUUUAUCGGCUUUUGUUCUCACAUCGGGUCGUCGCAUCUGAUCGGGCAAUCGCGAAACCUGCGCAUUGGAGGAAAGAGCCAGCUAAAUUCCCUGAAUGUUGGGUACAGUUUACACGACCAUUCGAUAAUUUACGCCAAACAUCGGGGAAACUGGAUCCGACGUUUCGGGAAUACAUCUAUCGGGGACCUUUUUCUCGAAUGGUCGGAUAUACGCGAUUGCUCGACUCGACGCCAUAACCAGAUGUAAUGGUACAAUACGCCUUUUUCAGUAAAAGUAUAUUUCACUGGGGUAAAAUACCCUUCUUCAUAUGUGAUAAUUUCGUGUCUCCCACCAACUUUAAAACGCUUUCGCUGCCCCUGUCUUACAUUGGGGAAAAUGCAUAGACUCAAGUCCUUGCUGAUGGCUGGUCUUAAGAAGUAUUACAUUACAAGAUGGCAAAAUACUUUUAAAUGAAAACAUAAAUCAUGAUAGUCUUUUAAUUGCUGCGGUGAAACAUGAAUGCAUUAUGACAUUGCGAAAUAAUUUUCUGAAAAUAUGUCAUGUAGGGGUGUAGACUGUUGUGGCUCAGUCUGGACUUUGAACCUCAAUGUACGGGGUUGGAAUCCCACCACAGCAUUCGCAUCCUUUGGCAAGGCGUUUAUCUACAUUUGCCUCUCUCCAUCCAGGUAUAGUAAAUGGGUAUCCGUUGGGAAGCAAUGUCUUGAAUGUUUGAGUGCCUGAUCAGGGUCGCCGUGUUAAAGUGGUAAUGUUGCAUAUGACUAUUAUUAUGUAUAAAUGUUCCAAAUAAGUUAAAGUCAAACCUAUUUUGCCAUUCAACUGUACAAAUUUCACAUAGAAUAUAGUGGUACUCUGGACUGCAAAUUAUCAUGUCUUGAUAAAUAAAGCAAAA
Molecule: messenger RNA, 5171 nt
Organism: Lytechinus variegatus (green sea urchin)
Lineage: Eukaryota; Metazoa; Echinodermata; Echinoidea; Temnopleuroida; Toxopneustidae
Exons: 9
Coding region: 1166-3892 (908 amino acids)
Source: RefSeq, a predicted model, not a curated record